CAGUAGUUGCAUAUCAACGAAAAUUGAGAAAGUCAACAUCGCAAACGCGAUCGGAUUAUUUACUAGGCUUAGUACUUGUUCAAAGAUCAUCGUUGUGUGCCCGUGCCAGGGGUGCUUCCAUCCUACUAACUCGGUGGAGUCGUGCCCUUCUUGUUUGCUACGGCGCCGCGGCGACUGCCCUCCCGCGAGACAUUUUAUUCCGACACGAUUGCGAUGACGGUUUCAGCGGUCUCGGUAGAAGAAGACAAAUUGCCGACGUCCUGCUCAGGGCCGCUGCAGCAGAAUCAAAAGCUGCAGGACGAGGAUAUAGUUUCUUCACACGACAUGAUCAAGCUGUUCACUGCGGAUGUUGUUGACGCGGAACGACCAGCAAAAGCCGAUUUUAGUACUCCGCCGUCCGCAGCUGCACUUGUUGGAGAGCAUCAAGAAAAUGUGCCUGUUGUUUUGGUGCACGACCAUCUUUGUAGUCGAGAACAAGAGUUGUUGCAAGUUUCAUCCACUUGUACUUCUACAACGGGGGAUAACUCCUCUUUAUUUUCCACUGCGUCGGCUACCAGCACCACGAAAAGUACCAGCCCGAGGGACGAGGUGGAAGUGGAGAUUGAAACUGUAUUACGUGAUGAAGAUGUCGAGCAGCAAAGCAAGCCUGUCUCUACUGAAGAUCAAGAACUGCAGGAAGCACGUGGCAGUUGUGACCAUGAAGGUGAAGGAAUGGCAAGCAGCACGACAACGCUACCUCCACCACCUUGCGCAUCAUCAUUGAGUCCUCGCAGCACAAAAAGCAGUACCAGCAGUAGUCCCCGCACCACUUCUCUCGAUUCGUUGUUCGAGAAGUUCGAAUCCAGGUACCAACAAAUGAUGGAGCAGGCGAAGAAAGCGUUUGGCACGGAGGACCAGAUUGAAACCAGUAUCACCGCGGACUUAGACAACGAAGAAGAGGUGGCGGCCGUCGCAUUCCAAACCGAUCCAACCACCGGAAAAGUGAAGCUUAGCGUCGCGCCGACGCGGCAGGAGGAAAUGGAUCCCAGCGCACCGGCCUUUACCAGCGAUCAAGAUGGCAGCGCGCGGAUGCACGCAGUGUUGCCGUGGGGAGUGUAUAGGGGGGUGGAGCGUACUUACUACUUCUCUACUUUAUGCUUUUAUAUUGAAUUUCAGUUAAUCUUAAUUCUUUCUACAUUGAGGUUCAGGCUCCUCGUCUGGCUCUUCAAAAUGGAUUAAUAUGCAGCUUGGUUCUUAUUUCAUCUGUCGAAUAUCAAUGGCAUGCAGUAAAAAUUUCUAGAGCUACUUACACUUUAAUAAAUUUCUAGUUACAAUUAUUCACGAUUUAUGACAACAGAAAAACUAAAAAACUACUCAUGUCUAUCGGCCCUGCAAAAAUCUCGGAAAGUACUAUAACAGACGACUUUUCCCCGGAGUUGUGGGACGCCGAUGACCCGAAUCGGUUCGCCAUUUGUGCGCGCAACAUCGUGCGCGAGGGAAAGCUUCGCGGCCUCCAAGUGCGCCGUCAGAAAACCGUGUGCGGCUACGGGUGCGGGUUGUUCGCGUUGCGGCGGUUUUCCAAGGGCGACACGGUUACACACUACAUGGGCAGGCUGGUCUGCAAGGAAUUGCCUCCUGCUCCUACAAGAAUUACUGCGUCAACAGGGACAGAAGAUAUGGAGCAUAUUAAUUCGGUGGCCAAAAGUUCAUCCUGCACGACAAUAGCACCAGAUCACGCAGCAGCACCACCAGCAGUGCUGUCAUCUUCUUGUUGUUCAUCUACUUCGUCUUCUACUAGCAAUAUGAAGCAAGAAACAAUGGAGCAUUUUUCCAUCUCCGCUACGUUUGCGGACAAAAUCCGUACCGCGCGGGAGCACUCCCAGUUCCAGAAGGUAAAAUUUGAAGACUCCGUUCGUACCGACCGGGGCUACCGCUACAUGCUGGAAAUGGACCGCUAUCACAAUCUCGACGGGGGCACCGGCGGGCCACGCCCGUUCGCCGCCUGGCUGUCCGCCUACUCGAACAGCUGCCGAGGGAUAGUUCAAGAUGGUGCAUCAACAAACGAACCGGAAACUUCGGAAACAAACCCAGCGCCAGCAGCGGAGAACAUGGUCGCAGUGGUGGACCACGUGAAGGGGUUCCACUUUACCGUGGUGCGGUUUGUCGCGACAAGGGAUAUCGAACCCGAAGAGGAGCUCCUUUGGGACUACGCCUUCGCGACACAUUGCUGCGAAAAGGCCGAGGAGUACGAGGACCCCGUAUGGGAGGCCAUUUGCCGACUGUCAGGGGUAGAAACGGACGAGCAGCGGUAGUAGAACGACACUAUAUCUUCUUCACUGAUCAACACAUGAGGACAUAGAGGCCAGCAUGGUUAAGUAGUACAUUGCUGCGUGUCCUCUGUACAUACUCUAAUUCUCAGUGUAGUUCGUUGUGUCAGGUAAACAACCACUAGAGUCGCACUAAUGUUUUCCGCCUGUUGACAUGAAAUUUUUCUUGACGAGGCAUGGGGCUUGACGUUCGUCAUCGUCUCCUUCUCUUCGGCGAAACAGGUUUUCUUGAACCUUUAUUUGGGGCAAGAAGGACAAGC
Molecule: messenger RNA, 2566 nt
Organism: Amoebophrya sp. A120
Lineage: Eukaryota; Dinophyceae; Syndiniales; Amoebophryaceae
Source: the annotation of a GenBank genome assembly